Molecule: messenger RNA, 935 nt
Organism: Laetiporus sulphureus 93-53
Lineage: Eukaryota; Fungi; Basidiomycota; Agaricomycetes; Polyporales; Laetiporaceae
Exons: 2
Coding region: 42-935 (297 amino acids)
Biological process (GO): lipid storage; phospholipid biosynthetic process; lipid droplet organization
Cellular component (GO): endoplasmic reticulum membrane
Source: RefSeq, a predicted model, not a curated record
CACGUGUUAUUCAUGCGCUCUCUACACUUUUGACCACGACGAUGCCCGACGUUCGAAUAGCAGCCCUCGCCGUCGUCACCUCCAUCGUGCUCUUCGGCACGAUCUACUCCGUCUUCAAUAACAGCUACCUCGACACAUCCAAUCCGCUGCUCACCUACCUCCCACAUCCUCUGCACGCGACGGAUUACUUUGCGGACAAGAAGAACCCGCUGAACAUCUACUUCAUUAAGCAGAUAUGGGCGUGGACGACCGGCGCAUUUUUCUGGCACUACUUCACCAGCCCACGGGCGGCGCGCACGAAGGAGCGUGUGUUCCAGUAUCUCAUUGCGACCGCCCUCUUCCUCGGUUUCACGAGCUGGUUCUUCGGUCCGGCAGUCCUUGAACGCCUCAUUGCGUCUACCGGGGGCGAAUGUGUCGUAAAUCUUCCCUCGGGCGCGGUCGUAUCCAUUCCGAACGAGUACUGCUACACGAAGUCCACCAUCUCUACUGCAACGCACCAGAGCUUGUUCCCGUCAGCGUUGGUGUUCCCCGAGUCGGAAUGGUUUAUGAAGCCGAGGUUGCGGAGAGGGCACGACGUUUCAGGUCACAUAUUUGUGCUGACUAUGUCCAUCCUCUUUUUGGUGGAUCAGCUCAGAACAUCGUUCGCCUCUCCACCGCCAGGAAGCAUCGACCGUGCUAAUAUGCAAUGGCCUCCAUCGCAUAAGUGGGCUGUGCUUGCUAAUGUCCUGGUGAUAUGCCUGGCGCUCUUCGCAACAUACACUACAAGCAUAUACUUCCACACGCCUUUCGAAAAGCUCACAGGAUAUCUUCUCGGAGUGGCAGGCUUCUUUAUCAUACAGUUGCCUGCGCUCAAGCCCGCACCUGAAGCAGCAGUCAUCACGAAUAGACAUGCCUCAUCGGAGGGCGAGAAGGAGGAUGCUACCAAGGAGAGCUGA